UUCUGUGUCGCUGUGCUCGCGCUGUCAUCGCUCUUCCAGUCGGGAUUGGAGCGCGGAGCUGCAUUGCAUGUUUCUUUACAAAAAAUAAAACGACGAAAAAGUUCUAUUUGCGUGUUCUUUAAAGAAAAAAAAUAUAUAUAUAUACAAACAAAACACGUUCUCUUGCCCGCGGGAGUUGCCAGACCUAAGACGGAUCUUGGUGGAACGAGAGACUGCAGACGAAGGAGGGCGGGACGCUGGUUCUUUCUUUUCUAAAGAGAAGGGUGUUAAACGCAGAGAGAGCGUUAUCAACGCGGUUUCAGAAGCAUGCACCGCUUAAGGACUUGUGCAGCGAGGCUGAGGCCCCUGACGGCCUCCAGGACUGUUCAGAAUCGUUCACACAAACAGCCGGCCGCGCCCAGGACGUUUCAGCCAAUCAGGUGCUUCUCCGCACCGGUCGCGGCCGAGCCGUUUCUCAGCGGGACGAGUUCGAACUAUGUGGAGGAGAUGUAUUUUGCCUGGCUGGAAAACCCCAAAAGUGUACAUAAGUCAUGGGAUGUUUUCUUCCGCAACGCGAAUGCAGGCGCCCCUCCAGGCAUGGCCUACCAGAGCCCUCCCCCUCUGGGCAUGAGUCUGUCCAGCCUGCCGUCGGCACAGUCCCUGGUCUCGGCCCAGCCCAACGUGGAGAAGCUGGUGGAGGAUCAUCUGGCUGUGCAGUCACUCAUCAGGGCUUAUCAGAUUCGUGGGCACCACGUAGCUCAGCUGGAUCCUUUGGGAAUCAUGGAUGCCGAUCUGGACUCGUUCGUCCCAGCAGAUAUAAUCACGUCCUCCGACAAACUCGACCUUGCCGUGUUCAAGAAUCGGCUGGGGAUGUUAACCAUAGGAGAGUUCUACGGGCUGGACGAGUCGGAUUUGGACAAAGUGUUCCGGCUGCCGACCACCACGUUCAUCGGGGGCAGCGAGAGCGCCCUGCCUCUGAGGGAGAUCAUCCGCAGGCUGGAGAUGGCGUACUGCCAGCACAUCGGCGUGGAGUUCAUGUUCAUUAACGACCUUGAGCAGUGCCAGUGGAUCCGGCAGAAGUUUGAGAAGCCCGGGGUGAUGCAGUUCACUCUGGAUGAGAAGCGGACCCUGCUGGCCAGAAUGGUCCGCGCCACCAGGUUCGAGGAGUUCCUGCAGAGGAAGUGGUCAUCGGAGAAGCGUUUCGGUCUGGAGGGCUGCGAGUCCCUCAUCCCGGCGCUGAAGACCAUCAUCGACAGGUCCAGCGCGAACGGAGUGGACAAUGUGAUCAUGGGCAUGCCGCACAGGGGUCGUCUCAAUGUUCUUGCCAAUGUGAUCAGGAAGGAGCUGGAGCAGAUCUUCUGCCAGUUUGACUCCAAACUCGAGGCUGCGGAUGAGGGCUCCGGCGAUGUGAAGUACCACCUGGGGAUGUACCACCGCAGGAUAAACCGCGUGACGGAUCGUGACAUCACGCUGUCGCUCAUGGCAAACCCCUCCCACCUGGAGGCCGUGGACCCUGUGGUGCAGGGCAAGACCAAGGCAGAGCAGUUCUACUGCGGAGACACGGACGGCAAGAGGGUGAUGUCUAUCCUUCUGCACGGCGACGCUGCUUUUGCUGGCCAGGGCAUCGUGUACGAGACGUUCCACCUGAGCGACCUGCCCUCCUACACGACCCACGGCACCAUACAUGUGGUCGUCAACAACCAGAUUGGCUUCACUACAGACCCCCGAAUGGCUCGCUCGUCUCCCUACCCCACGGACGUGGCCCGCGUGGUCAACGCGCCCAUCUUCCACGUGAACGCAGACGACCCCGAGGCAGUGAUGUACGUGUGCAACGUGGCCGCGGAGUGGAGGGCCACAUUUCACAAGGACGUGGUCGUGGAUCUGGUGGGAUACAGACGCAACGGCCACAAUGAAAUGGACGAGCCCAUGUUCACCCAGCCCCUGAUGUACAAGCAGAUCAAGAAGCAGAAACCAGUGCUGCAGAAAUACGCAGAGAGACUGACGUCAGAGGGAGCUGUGACCCAGCAAGAGUACGAGGAAGAGAUUUCCAAGUAUGAUAAGAUCUGCGAGGAGGCGUAUGAGAGAUCCAAGGAUGAGAAGAUCAUGCACAUCAAGCACUGGCUGGACUCACCCUGGCCCGGUUUUUUCACCCUGGACGGCCAGCCCAAGAGCAUGAACUGCCCCCACACGGGGCUGAGCGAGGAUGAGCUGACUCACAUCGGAGAAGUGGCCAGCUCUGUGCCUGUGGAGGACUUCACCAUUCACGGAGGUCUGAAGCGGAUCCUGAAGAGCCGCGGGGACAUGAUAAAGUCCCGCACGGUGGACUGGGCGCUGGGGGAGUAUAUGGCUUUCGGCUCCCUGCUGAAGGAGGGGAUCAACGUGCGGCUCAGUGGGCAGGACGUGGAGAGAGGCACCUUCAGCCAUCGUCACCAUGUGCUGCAUGAUCAGAAUGUGGAUAAGAGGACCUGCAUCCCCAUGAACCACCUUUGGCCCAACCAGGCCCAAUACACUGUGUGCAACAGCUCCCUGUCUGAGUACGGGGUACUGGGGUUCGAGCUGGGCUUCGCCAUGGCCAGUCCCAAUGCGCUGGUUCUGUGGGAAGCUCAGUUUGGGGAUUUCCACAACACAGCCCAGGGAAUCAUCGACCAGUUCAUCUGCCCGGGCCAGGCCAAGUGGGUCCGGCAGAACGGCAUUGUGCUGCUCCUGCCCCACGGCAUGGAGGGAAUGGGGCCCGAACACUCCUCAGCUCGGCCAGAGCGGUUCCUGCAGAUGUGCAAUGAUGACUCGGACAUGUUCCCGAAAAUCACAGGUGAUUUUGCAAUGCGCCAGCUGUACGACUGUAACUGGAUCGUGGUGAAUUGCUCGACCCCAGCCAACUACUUCCAUGUGCUGAGACGACAGAUCCUGCAGCCCUUCAGGAAGCCGCUCAUCAUCUUCACACCCAAGUCUCUGCUUCGUCACCCUGAGGCCAAGUCCAGCUUCGACGACAUGAACUCAGGGACGGACUUCCUGCGGCUGAUCCCGGAUGUCAGCGCAGCGUCUCGGAGCACGGCCGCAGUGAAGAGGCUUGUGUUCUGCACCGGGAAGGUUUACUACGAGCUGAACCGCGAGCGAACGACCCGGGGCAUGGAGGCUGACGUCGCCAUCGCCAGGAUCGAGCAGCUGUCUCCCUUCCCCUUUGAUCUGGUGAAGGCGGAGGUUGAGCGCUUCCCCAAUGCAGAGCUGGUGUGGUGCCAGGAGGAGCACAAGAACCAGGGAUACUACGACUACGUGAAGCCACGCAUCCGGACCACCAUCAACCGCGAGCGACCCGUCUGGUAUGCCGGCCGUGACCCCGCCGCGGCCCCUGCCACUGGUAACAAACACACUCACCUGCAGGAGCUGAAGCGCUUUCUGGACACGACCUUCAAUCUGGAGGCCUUCAAGGGGCUGUCCUAGAGGGGUCCCCCGUCCCCCCACACUGUCCACAUUCAGUCUUCAACAUGGGGGGCCUUCGAGGGGGUCCCCUCCCCCCCCGCACUCUGCAAACUCACCUCCACUACUCCUGUCAGCCUGUCCGUCCGCCCAGAAAAAAUUAAACUGCAAACGAAGUCUAGGGUGUGAUUUUAAGCUCUGGACGCUUCAGUUUUGUCCUCCUCGACAGUGUCUGACUCCUGGAGCCUAAGGGACGCCAGCACUGUAAUCUGUGCAUGCUACUGACAUCUUACAUCCUGUUCCUGAAUCAUUAUUAUUAUUAUUAUUAUUAUUUUUUCUAUUUUUUUUUUUUCAAAAUCAAAAUAUAUAUUACAAGGGAUAGAAUAAAUAAACACACACACGAAACAAACCCAAAGAAAACAUGACAGAUGGAUAAGACUUUCGCAAAUCAAUCAGUCAUUAAAAACCAACCAAUGCAGAAUUAAUAACAAUACAUAAAACAAAAAACAAUUUAAAAACCACUGAAGCAGAAAUCAUGUGAAGUACAGAACGAACAGACCGGCCACUGGGCAGGCAAAGGUGUCUCCUGCUGCCUCUCCUUCCACCUGAAAUGCAUCGUUUCAAUACAGAAAAUAAUGCAUUUACACAUACACACACACACA
Molecule: messenger RNA, 4055 nt
Organism: Polyodon spathula (Mississippi paddlefish)
Lineage: Eukaryota; Metazoa; Chordata; Actinopteri; Acipenseriformes; Polyodontidae
Product: 2-oxoglutarate dehydrogenase, mitochondrial
Exons: 24
Coding region: 307-3417 (1036 amino acids)
Biological process (GO): tricarboxylic acid cycle
Cellular component (GO): mitochondrion; oxoglutarate dehydrogenase complex
Molecular function (GO): oxoglutarate dehydrogenase (succinyl-transferring) activity; thiamine pyrophosphate binding
Source: RefSeq, a predicted model, not a curated record